Molecule: messenger RNA, 918 nt
Organism: Spinacia oleracea (spinach)
Lineage: Eukaryota; Viridiplantae; Streptophyta; Magnoliopsida; Caryophyllales; Amaranthaceae
Exons: 1
Coding region: 138-737 (199 amino acids)
Biological process (GO): negative regulation of catalytic activity
Molecular function (GO): enzyme inhibitor activity
Source: RefSeq, a predicted model, not a curated record
ACCAAAACAACCAGCAAAUGAACAACUUGGCUAAACUACAUUAUUAGCCCUUAUUUUUCAUAUAUAUUAGGUACACAAAAACACACAGCAAUUUUUUUUUAAAACAAUCACACCAAAUCAAACAUCUAUCGAAUCAAAUGGAUCGCGUUUUCUUGAUGUUAUUGCCUCUUAUGCUUGGUGUAAUCCUACAGCAAAAUGUAGCCAUGGGGUACAUCCAUAUCAGAGGUGGCGUUCCGAUCAAAAUGCAGGUUAACAACAAGUUCGAACCAAAUAAUCCCCUAAUCGAAAAGGCGUGUGCAAACGCAAAACACAAAGAGUCAUGUAUCCUAACCCUAAAGUCAUUCCCAGAGAGUAAAACUGCUGACAUGAAGAAAUUGGCAUUUUUGUUUCUAAACACGACUAAGUCUCUAGGGCUUGAAAUUGCUACAUGGGUUGGUGAUAAGCUAGAGGACCAAGAGUCAAUGGGUCCUGGUAUCGACCAAGCCUUAACCGACUGCAACGACCAAUACACCGAUGCAAUGGCUCAACUCGAAGACUCGUUGGUUGCCUUCUUCUCUAAUUCUUAUAAAGAUGUUAACACUUGGAUGACGACCGCGAUUAAGAAUGCUGAAUCUUGUGAAGAAAGCCUUAAAAAGGGAAAUGCAGUUGAUGUUAUGGGUAACAGAAAUAAGAUGUUUGUGCAACAUUGUUCUAAUGCUUUGGCUGUUGUCAAUGUCUUGGCUCAGACCAAACCCUAAAAAAUAACUUAAAUCAGUAUUCUAUAUUUAUUUAAUUAGGUUAUUUUUCUUCUUCAUUUUCAGCUGUGUGCAAUGAUGUGUAUGUGUUGAUAAUGUCUAAUGACUAAUGAGGUAAAUAUUGUUUACACCCAAAAAAAGAACUAAUUAAUGAGGUAAUAUUGUUCUAUUUUUAUUUACAUUA